AUGGAUCCGGCGCUGUACAAGGCGGCGACGCUGGGGGAAGUGGCGAGCCUGAGGAAGCUGGUGGAUCCCGAGGACCCCAGUGCCCUGAGCUCCACGACGCCCCAGCUCAACACGGCGCUCCACCUCGCCGCCCUGCACGGCCACGCCGCGUUCGCCGGCGAGGUCCUGGUCAGGAACGAGGAGCUGCUCGUCGCCCGGAACGACGACGGCGACACCCCGCUGCACCUGGCGGCCAAGGCGGGCAAGCUGGAGGCGGCGGAGCUGCUCGUCGGCCGCGCCCUGGCCUGGCCGCAGGACCGGAAGAGCCCUCUGAUCAUGACCAACAAGGCCGGCAACACCGCGCUGCACGAGGCGGUGCGGAACCGCAGGAGCGCCGUGGCGGAGGCCCUGCUGGACGCGGAUCCUAGCCACGGCCACGACCUCAACGAGCGGAUGGAGUCGCCGCUGCACAUGGCCGCCCGCGAGGGCCUCGUCCAUGUCGUCCGCAAGAUAUUCGACUUCACCUGGGUCGAGGCGGAGUACGUGCCCUCUGUCGCCGUCAGCGGCACGGCCCUGCACCAGGCCGUGCUCGGCGGUCACACCAAGAUCGUGGAGAUCAUGCUGGAGAAGCACGCCUGGCUGCUGGACCUGACAGACUCCGACGGCAACAACGCGCUACACUACGCGGCGCAGAAGAACAAGUCGCAGCUGGUGGAGCUGCUGCUCAACAAGCAGGCGCAGCUGGCCUACAAGCCCAACGGGGAGCGGCAGACCCCGCUGCACGUCGCCGCGCACUACGGCUCGACGGCGGCCAUCAAGGCGCUGCUCCGGUGCUGCCCCGACGUGGCCGAGAUGGUGGACAGCUGCGGCCGGAACGCCUUCCACAUCUCCGUCGCCAGCGGCAAGACGAACGCGCUCAGGUGCCUGCUCCGCCACGUCCGCCCCGCGGAGCUGCUCAACCGCGUCGACAACGACGGCGACACGCCUCUCCACCUCGCCGCCAAGAUGAGCCGCGUCCAGUCGGCGCUGCUGCUGCUCAACGACCACGCCCUCGUCGAGGUCAAGCUGCACGCCGGCGAGAUGGACGCCUACGAGAUGUACCUCUGGAAGCAGCUCAAGCAGCAAGAGCUCAAGAGGUGCCGCGAGCAGCAGCUGCCGCCUCUGGCUCCCUACUCCAGCCGCAAGACCUCCAACGACAAGUACUUCGAGUGCAUCGUCGAGACCUACAUCCUCGUUGCGACCCUCAUCGCCACCGUAACCUUCGCCGCCACAGCUUCCAUCGUCGUCGUCUUCUGCUUCAUCUGGGCUUGGCUGGACCCCGUCAGGUUCAAGGUCGACCAGCUCUUGUGGGGCCACAGGCUCACCGUCAUCGCCUGCCUCGCCAUGCUCGUCUCGCUCAUGACCGCCGUCUAUAUCACCGUAGAUCCUGAAUCACGGUGGCCGGCCUACGUCGUCAUCGUCAUCGGCAUGAGCACUCCGGCCGUCGUCUUCCUAAUGCUGGGCAAGGAGGUGAUCUUCGUGCCGAUGUAA
Messenger RNA from Panicum hallii, 1509 nucleotides. RefSeq names its product ankyrin repeat-containing protein At5g02620-like. NCBI's taxonomy places the organism in Eukaryota, Viridiplantae, Streptophyta, Magnoliopsida, Poales, Poaceae. Gene Ontology annotation, molecular function: protein binding. Bases 1 to 1509 code for a protein of 502 amino acids. The record is from RefSeq and is a predicted model, not a curated record. The transcript has 4 exons.